AUGCAUCCGACGAUCGUAGUGUACAUCAAGAAGUACAAACCCGCUCCACUGCUGCCGCUGCUGUUCCUCCUCCUCCUCUUCCUCCUCCUCCUCGAUCCCAAUUCUCCACUGUGCUCCACGCAUGGGCAGGUCUCAGACUGUCAAGCAGAAGCAGCCCGAACGAGGAACAUCUUUUUGGUUAUUGCAGGUUAUUCUUUACAGCACGCAACAGACCAAAUCCAUAGAAGGGCUGGACUCUUGGCCAUCUCUUGCCCUGAAGGGCCUUCGUCAGUCGGAUGGGCAACCGAGAUGGGCCUCCCGGACUCGCCCGCUCUUUUCCCGAAAAUCCCAUCGAAUGGAGACCUCCCACGAAGGACGGAAGAAGAUUCUGCCGGGGUCCAUCCAAGCUUUGUGUUCGCCGUCGGUCGAGUCCGGUCCGGUCCGGUCCUAUCCGGUCAGCUUAGUUUAGGGUCCGGUCGCGCCUUCGCCCGCCGCGGCGUGAGCACAAGUCCCGUGUGCACGCUCCGAUGGGAGCAGCGCAGCCCCGCCCCCACCUCUUCUUGCCAAAUAUAUGCGCCUCGGGGGCCUACCCAUUUCUUGAUCCGUCAUGGCGCUCGGAUCUUUUCUUUCUCGCUCCCGUCUGCACACGGGCUUGCUACACAUCGAGGCUCUCUUGCUCCAGGGAUCCAGAGCUUCCCAGGGCUCAACAGACCGCUGCGGGCGUUCAUCCUCGUCGUCACGAGGUCGAACCUCACGGGACGGAGGAAGAACCAUCUGGCGAAGGUUCCCCAUCUCGCAAUUGGCCGGGUCCGAUCAUCAUGGCCCCCGCUUUUUCGCGGCAUCGCGACUCUGAGCAUCUAUUCGACAGUUCCCGGUGCCGAUUGGUCGGGACCGGGCGAUGCGGAUUCCGUGGAGCGGCAAGCCGAAGGGAGUCGCGAUGUGGCCGCUCGAGCCGGCGGACGUCGAAAGCGUAGAAUGCCGGGAGGCGAGAGGGAGGGCGGAUGCCAGAGGAGAGAGGGUUCGCUUCGGAGGACGGAGAAUCUCGACCCGCGACGGAGAUGGCUCACGGGGCGAGACCUCGCAGUGGGCCCGGGCGGAGCAUUGAGCACCAACAACCGGGUCGCCAACGGUCCCGACAUGGCCAUGGGAACCCGGAUGGGGACUGUCAUAGGCGAGACGGGGAGACCCCACCAGGUCACGUGUCCAACUCGUCCCCGCCCCCGCGACGACGCGAAUCUCUAG
Messenger RNA from Marchantia polymorpha subsp. ruderalis, 1221 nucleotides. Lineage: Eukaryota; Viridiplantae; Streptophyta; Marchantiopsida; Marchantiales; Marchantiaceae. The record is from the annotation of a GenBank genome assembly.